UCAAAAUUCAUCCCAGAACCCAAAACCCUACUCCCUCCCGCACUUUCAUUUCCUCAAGAGAGGAUGAAGAAGCUGAUGCUGCGAGAUGCUGCCAUUCCUCCUGGCUUUUCUGGCAAAUCCAAUCUUCCUUUCUUUAAUUUCAGCACUUCUAUCAACAGGUGCUAUGCUGCUUUCAACUUUGUUGCUGACGACUCCUCUGAGAAGAGAAUACCUCACGGAGUACCAUUGGAGAAGUUCCCCACUGAAACAGCUUUAAGACACUAUUCACUGUCACUUUCAAGCCAGGAAGUUCCAGUAGUUCAAAAUCAUUCUGCUGAGGAUGAAGAUGACUUUACUGAAUUGGGCUUGCCAGUGCCUGAAGAUGGAGAUGCAGGCUCCAAUUUGGUGACCAAAAUGCAUAAAGCGUCUCUGAAAGUAGAAACUUCCAGACAGCCUGUGGAUACUGAUCUUCAAUGGGUCAGACAACUCUUAUCCAAGAUGAAUUUCCCUCAAAGAGAGAACCCCAGCAUGAAAGUCUCCCCAAAAGAGGACUACCACCCCCUGGGUUCUUUCUUCAAAUCGGAGGACCGUGAUGGUGUUUCAAUCGUGAAGAAUGAACCCAAAUUACAGAAGUGGUUCUCUGAGAAAGGCCCUAAUUACAAAACCCCGAGCUUCAUUACUAUUGAAGAGAUACCCUCAAGCAUCACCCUCUCUGAGUUGAAAGAGGCAGUCUCAUUUUAUGGGGAGAUCUCUAGUGCUUCCAUGAGAAUAGCCCAGAACGGAUCUAAUAGCUGUGACAUUGAAUUUGAGAAUCUGGAUUCGAUGGAGAGAGCUCUUGUAGGUAGACAUGUUACUGUGAGGAACUGCCACCUACCAAUUCGUAGUCGUUCUGCUCCAAAGGUUGUUACUGUUAGAAUUAGCAACAUUAGCGUGGAGACUGCCGAACCCACCAUUCACUCAGUAUGCAAGGGAUGCGGAUCGGUGGAGGGUCUCUUAAGGACAAAGGAGGGUGCCAUAGAGGUCUUAUUCAGCGUCAAGGAUUCCUCAGUUGCACAAACCAUACUGAAUAAAUUGAAUGAUGUGUCGAUCAAUGGCUGUCGGUGGUCAGCUCAAUUACUAUCAAAAACCACUCCAAACUCAAUAACUAAUGUGGCCGAUGCACAACAUGGGGUUGGGUCCCAAAUUAUUAACCUCAUUGGAGGCUUUAGAAAGCAAUUAGAAAUGAAGAGGAUCUACCUUGAGGACUUUGAGAAGCUGCAUCAAGCUGUGGUGCACAUUAGAGAAUGUCCUACUGAUGGCCAUCUAUAGAUCAAAAAUUGUCUCUAUGUCAGGCUUAUUGUGUAUUCAGGUAUUGAAUCAGCUGUUGUGAGUGGUCUUGGUCAGAACUCCGGCUUUGAUGAGUUUGAUUCCCAAAGGUGCAUGCAUGAUCCAAGCUUGUCGCAACUCUGUGAGAUCCGUGGAGCAAUGCUUGAUUUGUCCAGCAAGAGGCCUGGAACUCUACAUACUGAAUGCUAAACCACUGUCAAGCUAAGUGGCCAUGGACCAGAUUGUGCUGUGUCUGGGCCAUGGAUCUUGCUCCUUUCCAUCAUGGCCAUUUUUAUGUAAUCAACACCUUUGAGCUUCGCUGCUUCUGUUUGUAGUAAGCAUUGGCAAUGACUGCACGAAGCUCCGAAUCAUCCACCAUCUUUGCACCAAUCUACAGGAUCGUGUCACAGUACUGCCUUUUUCACAGCAAUCUGCACCAUUCAGUCAGGUCUACUUCGGACCCAUUAUUGCUUCCAAAAAAGGAAAUGGUGAAAAUUAAAGAUUUUUCCUAGUAUUUAUAAUGAGGAAGUAGCCUUUAAAUUGCAAUUGCUUUUCUCUCAGGUCUAACUUGUAACAAAUGUUAAUGUGAUUUGGAUCCCAAACCCUCAAAUGUGAUUGCAAUUCAAUUUGAUUA
Messenger RNA from Magnolia sinica, 1918 nucleotides. RefSeq lists its product as uncharacterized. The transcript has 7 exons. The record is from RefSeq and is a predicted model, not a curated record. Gene Ontology annotation, molecular function: RNA binding. Bases 64 to 1287 code for a protein of 407 amino acids. Lineage: Eukaryota; Viridiplantae; Streptophyta; Magnoliopsida; Magnoliales; Magnoliaceae.